UAAUGGCGCUGCCCAUGACCGAUGGCAAAGUAAUUUGUUUACGAGGUAUAAAUAUCCAUUGAUUUGGCACUCAAGAACUUCCAUGACACCAUGUCAUCAAGAGGCAGAUCUAGUCGAAACAACGAAAGACAGCGGAAUCGAGGAAAUGGAUUUGAAGAAUGGGGUGGAUACCGGGAAGCUAAGAAACAGAAGCUUCAUGAACAAUUCCACACAGAAAACAAGGGAUCAACAAUUUUCAAGGGAGUGGCUGUGUACAUCAAUGGAUACACAAAACCCUCGUCUGAUGAGUUACGGAGGUUGCUCACACUGCACGGCGGCCGGUUUGAGCACUUUCUGUACAAGAAGCAAGUGACGCACAUUGUGGCGACGAACCUCCCCAACAGCAAGAUCCACAGCUUGAAGGGAAUGAAAGUCGUACGGCCCGAGUGGAUCACAGAGAGUGUUCAAGCACAAAGACUGCUGCCAUAUACCUCCUAUCUGUUAUAUGGAACAGCCACCAACCCCAUAACGGCUUUCGGAAAAACCGCCACACACACCGAAACUAGUUGUUCUGACAUAUCUGAUAACAUAGAAGUGAGCCAUUCUGAUGUGCCUGAUUUCAUGGAUGAUGCAACUUGGGCCCAUUCUCCACUUGGUUCCGACUCAGAUACCUCAUAUGAAUCAUUAAAGACAACUCUUGUUAAUGCCAGCAGUAUAGCCGAAAGUGAUAAAGAAACCAAUAAAAAAAUAACUGCUCUGCAUUCAAAUGAUCUUGACGAUAAAACUGAGUGUCACAAAAAUGAAAUGGGUGCCUCAGAUAUGGUGGAAAGUAAUAAAGAAAUGAAUUGGAAACCUGAAGAAAGUGGAAGAGUCGAUCACAAGAACAAAACCACCCGACCUACGGCUACUGCUAGCAAUCCGGGAUUUGUGUCAGAAUUUUACUCCCAUUCCAGACUGCACCACAUAUCUACCUCCGGAGCACAGUUUAAAGAAUAUGUGUCACAGCUGCAGAAACAAAGCGAUGGACAUUUUGCUGGACGGGAGGCACUUCGGGAAUACCACUUGAAGAAAAUGGAUCGCACCGGUUCAGUAGAUGACAUCAGGGGACCCGUGCAUGGCCGACCAAACAAAGUGAUCAUGCAUGUCGACAUGGAUUGUUUUUUUGUGUCGGUCGGAUUGCGCGACAGACCAGAACUGAUUGGUAAACCUGUAGCAGUGACUCACUCGAAGGGAAAGGGAGGAUCAAAUUCAGGUUCUGGUGGUGGGCACGUAGCAGAGACCACCCCCCAGCAAUCUGCCGACAACAAGUUUUCAUCCAUGGCUGAGAUCGCGUCGUGCAGCUAUGAAGCUAGAAAAGCCGGCGUGAAGAACGGUAUGUUCAUGGGUCCUGCUCUCAGGUUAUGUCCCGAAUUGGUUCCCAUUCCAUACGACUUCGACAAGUAUCAGCACGUCUCACAGACUCUCUACGAUACUGUUGCUAGCUACACUCAUGACAUUGAGGCGGUAAGCUGUGAUGAAAUGCUGAUCGACUGUACCGAUCUCCUUGCCGACACCGGUGCUAGUCCGCUAGAGUUCGCCACUCUCUUAAGAGAAGAUAUUAAAACGAAGACGGGUUGUAACGCUUCAGCUGGACUAGCUUCCAGCAUUUUGCUUGCAAGACUAUCCACACGGUCAGCCAAACCCAAUGGGCAGUUUUAUUUAGAGUCUCGUUAUGUCACAGACUUCAUGGCUAAGCAGUCGGUUAAAGAUUUACCAGGUGUGGGCUGGUCAAUAUCUCGAAAGUUGGCGUCAUUAAACAUAAAAACGUGUGGAGAUCUACAGAACACUCCAUUAGUGACUCUUCAGAAGGAAUUUGGGCCGAAAACGGGUCAGAAUUUUUACAAGUUUUGUCGAGGAGAAGAUUACAGGCAGAUCCAGAUGGACAAGGAAAGAAAGUCAGUGUCGGCUGAAAUUAAUUAUGGAAUACGAUUUCAAAAGGAUACUGAAGCAGUGAAGUUUCUUGAAGAGUUGUCUGAGGAAGUCUGUAACCGACUGAAGCAGCUGAAUAAGAAGGGUAAAACCAUCACACUGAAACUGAUGAUCCGCAGGGCAGACGCACCAAAAGAAACACCAAAAUAUCUAGGUCAUGGUAAAUGUACCAGUUUUUCUAAGUCGACCACGUUGCCUGUUUCCACUGACGAUGUGGUGACCAUCUCCAAACAGUGCAUCAACAUGAUGAACUCACAACGUAUAGACACGACAGAUAUUCGCGGGGUUGGGAUCCAGAUGCACAGACUUGAAUCUUGUUCCCUUGUUCCCACGUCCGGUGCCAGAGAUACUCAGAGUAUUCUAAGUUUCGCUGUCACUCAGAAGCCGAGUUCCGCCUCUGAUCCAUCUACGACAUGUGUCAAACCAUCAACAGUGCCAUCCAAUAGCAGAGAGGUAGCAGCAUCCAGUGUGAAAAUGACCGCUACAUCUAGUAGUGAACAGUCCAUAAAUGAAAGAGAAAAACAAAAUCUUGAUCCACUGGAAGACUUGACAGAUGAUGAUCUAGAUGACGGUAUCCGUAGUAACAAUCUUAUGGAUGCCGUCGAAUCAGAGUUUACCUCAUUUCUCUGUACAACCAGAACUAUAUUGGAAGAAUUGUCACGAAGAAAAAAUGCCAAACUUGUAGCUCCACCUCUUCCAACUUUACCAGACAUGUUUAUCUCCCCUGAAUCACGAAGGUCAGAGAGAGGUCAAACUAAAGACUAUUUCCCAUCACCGUCACAGAUUGACCCAGAAGUUCUGAAAGAGCUUCCCCCAGACAUACGCUUACAAGUUGAGAAGGAUAUGAACAUUCGGCGAUGUCAGAAAGAUUCUGUCGGCGAGGGUGAAACCAGAGGAAACAGUCAGGAACCAGGCUGUUCUCAUUGGUCAGGCAGAGCUAAGGAGAUGACCAAUCAGAAGACAGCAUUGCCUGAUAGUCCACAGCCAUCUUUGAAUGGGGACAAAGAUUCUAGAAAUACAGAUUUUGAGCCUUUACCUUCACCUUCACAGCUGGACAUAUCCUGUUUGAAUGCGUUGCCCGAGUACCUCCAGAAAGAAAUACGUCAGGGUUACGCACAACAGAAUAAAACAAUCGCUGAACCGUCGAGUCCUCGUAAAGGGAACAUGUUACAGCUACGACAGGCUACAUCGCCGUCAAAGAGAAAACCAUCCCCGACCAAGAAAAGAUCACCAGUUAAGACUGCCUCGCCAAACAAGAGAAGGAAGAGAAAUAGUCCGAUAUUUAAAGUACCUCAGAAUCAACCUGGACGGAAGACAAAACUUAGUGCCAAGAAACUGGAGUUUACAAAGAAACCAGCAGUAGUUCAGGCAAUAAGCGUCCCAAUUUCCCCCCAAAUGUUCAUGACGUUUGGCCAAAUAGCCUUCGAAAUAUAUACAAUCAAAGAGUUUUCUGGAAUCAUUGUUACAAUUAAAAUAGGUAUCCUGCCACAAGAUAAAAAAGACAGAAAUGGAAGAUUACAGAAGAAGAUGACAUUGGAAGUCUGCUCCAUCAAAUUCACCACCAGACCCAGCUCACAGGAGAUCAAGCCGCGUAAAUGUGACCAGUUGGAGAGCUCCGUUAAAACGGGCUGUGUGGAGGUCUGUGAGCGUCCACCAAGUGAGAAACUUGUGGAGAAUGGUGAGUCUUCACCAGUGCCACAAGAGGAAGAUCUAAGCGUGAUGACUUCGUACCUGGGUCAGCUUAUUGAAGACAGAAACCUUGAAAUGGUCGACUUGGUUCUCAAAUACUUACACAGAAAAAUAAAUAAACUUGCAAACAAGCUUUGGAGGAUAUCCUUUAACAAGAUAGUAAGCAACACCCAAGACAUUGUCAUUGCUUGUUAUGGAAGCUGUCUGAAAACUGACUGGUUGAUGAGACGGUGAACACUGUCUGAAAACUGAAAACUGACUGGUUGAUGAGACGGUGAACACUGUCUGAAAACUGACUGAUUGAUGAGACGGUGAACACUAAAAAACUGGCUUGUUGAUGGAACAGUGAACAUUGAAAACUGACUGGUUGAUGAGACGGUGAACAUUGUCUGAAAACUAACUGCUUGAUGAGACGGUGAACAUUGUCUGAAAACUGACUGGUUGAUGAGACGGUGAACACUGUCUGAAAACUGACUGGUUGAUGAGACAGUGAACACUGACUGGUUGAUGAGACAGUGAACACUAAAAACUGGCUUAUUGAUGGAACAAUGAACAUUGAAAACUGACUGGUUGACUGAACAGUGAACACUGAAAACUGACUGGUUAAUGAAACAAUAAACACUGAAAACUGACUGGUUGACAGAACAGUGAAUACUGAAAACUGACUGGUUAAUGGAACAGUGAACACUAAAAACUGACUGGUUGUUGGAACAGUGAACACUGAAAAAACUGACUGGUUGACGGAACAGUGAACACUGAAAACUGACUGGUUGACGGAACAGUGAAAACUGACUAGAUGAAGAGACAGUGAACAGUGAAAACUGACUAGAUGAAGAGACAGUGAACAUUGAAAACUGACUGGUUGACGGAACAGUGAACACUGAAAACUGACUGGUUGACAGAACAGUGAACACUGAAAACAGACUGGUUGAUGGAACAAUGAACACCGAAAACUGACUGGUUGACGGAACAGUGAACACCGAAAACUGACUGGUUGAAGGAACAGUGAACACUGAAAACUGACUGGUUGACGGAACAGUGAACACUGAAAACUGACUGGUUGACGGAACAGUGAACACUGAAAACUGACUGGAUUAAGAUACAGUGAACACUGAAAACUGACUGGUUGAUGGAACAGUGAACACUGAAAACUGAUUGGUUGAUGGAACAGUGAACACUGAAAACUGACUAGAUUAAGAGACAGUGAACACUGAAAACUGACUGGUUGAUGGAACAGUGAGCACUGAAAAAUGACUGGUUGAUGGAACACUGAAAACUGAUUGGUUGACGGAACAGUGAACACUGAAAACUGACUAGAUUAAGAGACAGUGAACACUGAAAACUGACUGGUUGACGGAACAGUGAACACUGAAAACUGACUGGUUGACAGAACAGUGAACACUGAAAACUGACUAGAUUAAGAGACAGUGAACACUGAAAACUG
Gigantopelta aegis is the source of this 5080-nucleotide messenger RNA. Its product is annotated as DNA repair protein REV1-like. Gene Ontology annotation, biological process: error-free translesion synthesis; error-prone translesion synthesis. Gene Ontology annotation, cellular component: nucleus. The record is from RefSeq and is a predicted model, not a curated record. Gene Ontology annotation, molecular function: deoxycytidyl transferase activity; DNA-directed DNA polymerase activity; damaged DNA binding. NCBI's taxonomy places the organism in Eukaryota, Metazoa, Mollusca, Gastropoda, Neomphalida, Peltospiridae. The transcript has 22 exons. Bases 91 to 3870 code for a protein of 1259 amino acids.